AUGACCACAGCAACCCUCACCAGCAUCCCCCUUUCAUCCCUCCCCAAGGUCUCCCAGGGAAAAGUUCGAGACCUUUUCUCUCUCCCAGACGACCGCAUCAGCGCCUAUGACGUCAUUCUCAAGAAUGGCAUUCCGACCAAGGGGAUUAUCUUGACUCUAUUGUCGGCGAAGUGGUUCGAGAUUCUCUCGUCUCGUGUGCCAGGCCUCAAGCACCACUUCCUGCACCUUGGCCCCCCUUCUGAGUCCGGUGUUGUCUCCCCCGAGGAGGCGCAGAUGCUCCGUGGCCGGUCCAUGACCGUUCGGUCUUUCCUAUCGAGGCCAUCGGCAAUCCGUGGCUACGUGACCGGGAGCGCCUGGGCGGAGUACUCGAAGACGCAGACCAUUCACGGUCUCCCUGCCCCCGUCGGCCUCAAGCGCUGCGAAAAGCUGCCGCAGCCCAUCUACACACCCUCCACCAAGGCCGAGCUUGGUGAAAAGGACAUCAACAUCUCACCGGAGCAGGCCUGCAAGAUCAUUGGCGAGAAGUAUGCUUCUCGCAUCGAGCAGUUGGCCCUGGCUUGCUACAAGGCUGGUGCCGCGUAUGCGGAGGAAAGAGGCAUCAUUAUCGCCGACACCAAGUUCGAGUUCGGUCUGGAUGAGGAGACCGAUGAGAUUUACCUUGUCGAUGAGGUUCUCACUCCUGACUCCUCUCGCUUCUGGAGCAAGGAGGAUUAUGAAGUUGGGCGGGAGCAGGAUUCAUUUGACAAGCAGGUCCUCCGGAAUUGGUUGACGGAUAAUGGCCUGAAAGGCAAACCCGAUGUUGAGAUGCCUUCGGAAGUUGUCGAGAAGACCAAGGGCCGCUAUACCGAAGUCUUCGAGAGACUCACCGGUACAAGCCUUGAAGAUGCGUUGAAGGCUUUGGGUAACUGA
Thermochaetoides thermophila DSM 1495 is the source of this 909-nucleotide messenger RNA. Its product is annotated as phosphoribosylaminoimidazole-succinocarboxamide synthase-like protein. The record is from RefSeq and is a predicted model, not a curated record. The transcript has 11 exons. Gene Ontology annotation, cellular component: cytoplasm. NCBI's taxonomy places the organism in Eukaryota, Fungi, Ascomycota, Sordariomycetes, Sordariales, Chaetomiaceae. Gene Ontology annotation, biological process: 'de novo' IMP biosynthetic process. Gene Ontology annotation, molecular function: phosphoribosylaminoimidazolesuccinocarboxamide synthase activity. The coding region runs from base 1 to 909 and encodes 302 amino acids.